Saccostrea echinata is the source of this 1223-nucleotide messenger RNA. Its product is annotated as 8-oxo-dGDP phosphatase NUDT18-like. The record is from RefSeq and is a predicted model, not a curated record. Lineage: Eukaryota; Metazoa; Mollusca; Bivalvia; Ostreida; Ostreidae. Gene Ontology annotation, molecular function: magnesium ion binding; 8-oxo-GDP phosphatase activity; 8-oxo-dGDP phosphatase activity. The coding region runs from base 91 to 1125 and encodes 344 amino acids. The transcript is spliced from 8 exons.
AAAUGGACUUUAUUCCCCAAAUCUGGUGAUGUAAGAGCCCUGUUGGCUAAGACUCCGUAAAAAGAAAGGAAAUUCAAGCCAAUAAAGAUCAUGGCAAAUAAUAUCCAGACUGCUCCAGAAAUAGACACGGCAAAUCCAGAUGGUAACGCAGAAGAAGACCUGAAGAAAAUUCUUGAGGGUCAGCAUGUUCCAGUCACUGACAUAACGGUGGGAUUGGACAGGAUAGGCAAUUUUGUACCAAAAACUAAAAAGACUGUGUAUUAUAUUGUGGGAGCAGUCAUUAUUAAUGAUGCAGGCCAGGUGUUGAUGAUACAGGAGGCUAAGUAUUCAUGUUACGGACAAUGGUACCUCCCAUGUGGAAGAGUGGAAAAAGAAGAGAGCCUUGUGGAGGCAUGUAAAAGGGAGGUGGAAGAGGAGGCGGGGCUGACCUUUGAACCCACAACUCUAUUAUGUGUAGAGUAUGGCUCAGGAUACUGGUAUCGACUGAUAUUUACUGGGCAUGUCACAGGAGGAAAACUGAAGACACUGGAGAGAAAAGAUAAGGAAUCAUUACAGGCAGAGUGGAUAGAUCCAGUACACUUACACAAUAAAACCCUCCCUAUCAGGGCAAAAGACAUCAUGCCCCUUAUUCGGCUUGCUUACAAGCACUGGGAGAAAACAGCAGCACAGAGACCCAAACCUUUACUUCCUCUAUCCUACAAACAUAAACACAUCAUUAACAGACCACUGUUAAUACAGAAAUUCUCUGACAAUGAGAUCUAUGUGUUGGUGAAUUCAAAGGGUGGAUCACAAUUCCCGUGUGGUGUAGAUUUCAGUAGAACACCAUCUGCACUUUUAACAACCAUAUUUAUUCUCAAGGAAGCUGAUUGUAGAUUAAAGUUAAAACCUAAACUCUGUGGCUUGCUGAACUUGGAACACGGAGCAGAGCCAGGCUGUAGAGAAGACGGAAUCUGCUUCACCCUUCUGGUCUCCGUUGAAGCUUCAGAACUUCCUGUCUUAGGGAAUCCUGUGUAUAAAUGGGUUAAACUCAAGGACCAAAAUCUCAUUCAGAAUAUUUGUGCAUCAUUAGAUGAGGGGAAAAUUGUGCCUUUCAUUGACUUGAGUGGUGGAAGUUCCAAAAAUUAGGUGUAUUAUGAAAGAUUUAUUUGUAUUUUAGGAACAAAAAUAUUUCUUAGUUUUCAAUUCAGUUCAGUUCAAUUUAACAUUACCUCAUUGGCAUACAG